Camellia sinensis is the source of this 585-nucleotide messenger RNA. The record is from RefSeq and is a predicted model, not a curated record. Lineage: Eukaryota; Viridiplantae; Streptophyta; Magnoliopsida; Ericales; Theaceae.
AUGAUCAAGAAGGCCGAGCACAUGAGGGAAGUGCUCUCUGUUCAGCCCGCUGUGAAUAAAGGAAAGACCGAAGAAAAGGACAUCCUUUCAUUCUCAACCAUGGACUUGGAAAGAGUUCAGAUGCCACAUAAUGAUGCUUUAGUAGUCACUCUUCGCGUCAAAGACAUUGACAUCAAGAGAAUCUUGAUCGACCAGGGGAGUUCGGUAGAAAUUAUGUACUAUGACACGUUUAAACAAAUGAAGUUGAAAGACAAGGACUUGGCCCCCGCAACGUCCCCUUUGGUCAGCUUCAACUCACAGCCAGAAUGGCCAAUCGGAAAGAUUAUUUUGCCAGUGAAAGCGGGAUCGGUUGUAAAGCAAGUAGAGUUCUGGGUGCUUAAAGUUCCAUCAACUUACAACUUGAUCUUAGGCAGGGGUUGGCUGCACGCCAUGCAAGAAGUUGCUUCGACCUUCCACCAAGUCAUGCGCUUUCCGGCACCAAGCGGACAAAUAGAGGAAGUUUGGGGGGGACCAGGUGAUGGCGAAACAAUGCUUCGUUGCGGUAAAUGGCAGCCGAGUGGCCAAAGGGUUCAUCCAAAUGAUUGA